UUCCUUGCACCAGUAAACUAAGACUAGAAAAUAACAGCUCCUCCUCUCCUCUUGUUUUAUGUCUCUGCUUCCAAAGCCUGGGAUUCUCUUGUUUUUUUGAAGUUAAGAGCUUUCUAAUUUGCAUAGUUUUGAAAGAUUGAAGCUUUCGCUCAAAUGGCUAUUUUCCUGCUGUUUUUGCUUGUCUGGGCUGUUUCGGGCGAUGAAGAAGCCUUUAUCGGUGUGAACAUUGGUACGGACCUGUCCGACAUGCCCAGCCCUACUCAAGUGGUGGCCCUUCUCGAAUCUCAGAAUGUCCGACAUGUGAGGCUUUACGAUGCUGAUCGAGCUAUGCUUCUCGCACUUGCCAACACAGGCAUCCAAGUGACCGUGUCCGUCCCCAAUGAGCUGCUCCUUGGUAUCGGUCAAUCGAAUGCCACUGCGGCCAACUGGGUGGCUCGUAAUAUUAUAUCCCAUGUCCCUGCAACCAACAUAACGGCAAUAGCCGUCGGAUCGGAAGUGUUAACCGCGCUCCCGAAUGCUGCUCCGGUCCUAGUUUCUGCCUUAAAGUUCAUCCACUCUGCCCUCGUCGCUUCUAAUCUCGACAGCCAAAUCAAAGUCUCCACUCCGCAUUCGUCUUCGAUUAUUCUGGACUCAUUUCCACCUUCUCAAGCCUUUUUUAACCGGUCAUGGGAUCCCGUCAUGGUCCCGUUGCUAAAGUUUUUGCAGUCUACCGGGUCAUACCUUAUGCUCAACGUAUAUCCGUAUUAUGAUUACAUGCAAUCGAAUGGCGUGAUCCCGUUGGACUAUGCGCUUUUCCGGCCUCUCCCUCCAAACAAAGAAGCCGUGGAUGCUAACACACUCCUGCAUUACACUAAUGUCUUUGACGCUAUUGUUGAUGCAUCAUAUUUCUCGAUGUCUUAUUUAAACAUCACCAACGUUCCGAUUGUAGUAACAGAGUCCGGAUGGCCUUCUAAGGGUGAUUCGUCCGAGACCGAUGCUACUGUUGACAAUGCUAAUACAUACAACAGUAACUUGAUCAAGCAUGUAAUUAACAACACCGGGACGCCUAAACACCCCGGGAUCGCAGUUAGUACUUAUAUUUAUGAACUUUACAAUGAGGAUUUGGUACCUGGACCAGCCACAGAACAGAACUGGGGGCUGUUUGAUGCCAAUGGAGUACCGGUUUAUAUUUUACACUUGACAGGUGCUGGUACUGUUUUCGCAAACGACACGACGAAUCAAACUUUUUGUGUUGCAAAGGAGGGUGCCGAUCCAAAGAUGUUACAAGCGGCUCUUGAUUGGGCAUGUGGUCCAGGAAAAGUCGAUUGCUCGCCUUUGUUGCAGGGGCGGCCGUGUUACGAGCCUGAUAACGUGGUUUCCCAUUCGUCCUAUGCUUUCAAUGCAUAUUUCCAGCGGAUGGGGAAGUCCAUCGGAACCUGUGAUUUCAAGGGGGUGGCUACCAUCACUACAACUGAUCCAAGUCACGGUUCAUGUGUAUUUCCCGGAAGUUUCGGAAAAAACGGCACCAUAACUAACGGCACAUCACUGGCUCCUUCAUCGAAUGACACUAAUUCGGGCUAUCCACCCCAGUAUUUCUAUGGUAGUGGUUCACUCACAACCUCUGUGAUAAUAAUAGGCAUUUGCGUUUUCCAUAUGGCCACUGUUUUCUUGUAGUACUUGGUUGUAGUACUCCUUUAGGUUAUGACAGCAUUCAAACGAUUCGAAAUUUUCGGAAUCCAUCUCUGGAAUAUUUGCAGCGAACCCG
Molecule: messenger RNA, 1744 nt
Organism: Hibiscus syriacus
Lineage: Eukaryota; Viridiplantae; Streptophyta; Magnoliopsida; Malvales; Malvaceae
Product: glucan endo-1,3-beta-glucosidase 3-like
Exons: 4
Coding region: 154-1653 (499 amino acids)
Biological process (GO): carbohydrate metabolic process
Cellular component (GO): plasma membrane
Molecular function (GO): hydrolase activity, hydrolyzing O-glycosyl compounds
Source: RefSeq, a predicted model, not a curated record